CCCCUGUUGCAACUGCUAGUUAAUAUAUGUUUUAAAACGCUUUCCAAUUUAAACAAAACUGUAAGAUAAAAAUAAUGGCGGCAGAACUCCUACUGUGAAGGACACGAAAGUCUCUUGUGCGGAAGGGUCUCUGUGAAGUGACAGGGAUCUCAAAUACAUUACGAUUUUAAUGAAUAAGGUGGGAGGAAGAGCAGCGGGAAUCGAUCCCGUCUUCUCCUCUAUCUCUGUUGAUCACUCUCAAUCUGUAACGGUGAAAUGGCUCGAGGCUAUGCAUUCAUCUGCUUUUCUUCCGCCUGAAACACAAUCCCACGCCUUCAACCGCACUCUACUUCUCCGUCAUUUGACAGUCGAUCAUGUGGAGCCUGGCCUUGUCAUUUCGACUCUCAAAGUCAAGCCCUCCAUUGCGAAUGUAUAUGAUACAUUGCAUGGAGGAGCGGUGGCAAUGAUUGCGAGUAUUAUGGGAUUGGCGGCUGUGAAGACGGUUGCCGGAGAUAAAGAGUUUGUACAGACUGAAAUUAACAUUUCUUGCCUGUCUGCUGCACGCAUUGGAGUUGAAUUGGAGGUUGAAGCAAAGGUGUUAAAGUUGGGAAAGAGUAUAGCAACAACCUCCAUUGACAUAAGAAACAAGGAUUCAAAACAAGUAACAUUUCAAUGUCGAUGCACAUUUUAUAGCAUGCCAACAUCAUGCAUAUGAUAUUUAUUCUUUAUUUUGUACACCAUUGGGGAUCAAAUUGUAAAAUUUUCAUAUUGUGCAAAAAAAUAUUAUUCUAGAGUUAGAAUGGUGGAAUAAUACAAUGGUAUUAUUAUUUCUCAACUUUAAUUUGACAAUGUGAUUAUCAAAAUAAUAUGUCACUCAUGCUUGUUUGGUAGGCUUGUUUUUUAACUAGUUGGUAUAGUAAAGUAUAAAUCUUAGAAGGUAGAUCACAUAUACAUGGACGUUAUAUGUAUAAUGAUAUCUUAAUUAGGAAAGAUAUUGGCAUGCAUUUUGGUGUAUCUUUAGUGCAUUAUAUAAUUGCUAGUUUGGGGCACUAGUACAAGCCUUAUUUUUGGAGCAUUAUUGCAAACCAUGUUUUGGCUUGUAUUUGAGUUACAUUUGUGACUAUUUGGCACAAAAUUUGUCUCAUUAAUGCAACUUCCUUUUUUA
Messenger RNA from Cryptomeria japonica (Japanese cedar), 1144 nucleotides. RefSeq lists its product as uncharacterized. The record is from RefSeq and is a predicted model, not a curated record. Gene Ontology annotation, molecular function: fatty acyl-CoA hydrolase activity. NCBI's taxonomy places the organism in Eukaryota, Viridiplantae, Streptophyta, Pinopsida, Cupressales, Cupressaceae. Bases 170 to 694 code for a protein of 174 amino acids. The transcript is spliced from 3 exons.